AUGGAGCAGGGCAGGGAGGCCCACUGCUCUACUGAGGAGACCUUCACUGCUGAGUAUAAGAUGAUGAUGACCCUGGGCCAAGGACAGUUUUCAGAGGUCAAACUGGCCUUUCAUAUCCCCACUGUAUCCUGUGUGGCUGUAAAAAUUUGUAGAAAUCAGAAAUACGCCUCGCUUAUCAAGAGUGAAAUCAACAUCAUGAAAUCCCUUGCCCAUCCCAACAUAAUUAAAUUGUUUCAUGUGGUCCAGACCAGAGAGACCACCUACCUGGUGAUGGAGCAUGCGUCCGAGGGAGACCUGCUGCAUCACGUCCUGGAACUGGGGUCCUUAGAGGAGAGCGAGGCUCGAAGGCUGUUUACUCAGAUACUGCAUGCAGUGCAGUAUUGCCAUGAUAAAUUUAUCAUCCACAGAGACAUAAAGGCCGAUAACAUCCUCCUCGACCACAGGGGUAAUGCCAAGCUCUGUGAUUUCGGGAUCUCUGCUAAGGUCAUCCCUGGGCAGAAGCUUAGUGGGUUUUGUGGCACUCUAAAUUACUGUGCUCCGGAACUCUUUGGAAAGGAGGCAUAUGAUGGCCGCACCACUGAUAUUUGGAGUUUAGGUGUGCUCCUCUUCUUCAUGGUGACUGGGCGCUUUCCCUUCAAAGCUUACUCUGCUGUGAGGGUGAUACAGCAGAUCCUAACUGCAAACUUCAGGGUGCCUCCCCAUGUUUCCGUUGAUAUUCGAGAUCUCAUCUUGAAACUGCUGAUUAUAAACCCUUACAGGAGGCUCACCAUAGGCCAAAUCAUGAGGCACCCCAUGGUCAGGAACAGUGAGGCUUGUUUACCACCUACUUCCCCACAUCUCUACCAGGCACCCCGAGCCCUGGCAUUGUCAGGCCCAUGGCAGUCAUGGGGGAGAGCUACCAAGCCUGCUCCCCACACCUUCACCUUGCCAUUGAAGACCAAUGAGAAAGAGGAGAAGAGUGCCAGGCAGGGUGGCACAAGGCACAGCUUGUCUGCUGACUUGUGCUGCCAGCCAAAGAAGACCCACCCUCCCCACCUACCCCAUCUGGGCUGUCCUGUGGCUGAUUCCCUCGUGGGCAGCAACCUGGAAAUCACUGAGUAUUUCACACAGACGGAGAUCGGUUCAUUCAGCAGCCACAUGGCCAGUGUCCAGCAACCUCUCUUUCUGGACACCUCCUCUCCUAGGCCACACCAGAGUGAGAGUACAGGUGACACAGACAACAACGUGUCCUCCUGCAGUCCCCAAGAGGAACUCUGCAGCUCCCAGGAGGCAUCUCAGUAUUUCACCCCCACAGGCUCCUCCCCUUGGGAUACAUUGCAGGAAGAGAACAUGAACCAGGAUGAGGCCAUCACCCAUGAAGCCACUAAGACCCAGGAAGGGACCAUGACCCAGAAUGAGACCAUCACCCAUGAAGAAGGGACCAUGACCCAUGAUGAGGCCAUCACCCAUGAAGCCACCAAGACCCAGGAAUAG
This is a messenger RNA of Onychomys torridus (southern grasshopper mouse), 1473 nucleotides long. Its product is annotated as sperm motility kinase-like. Gene Ontology annotation, molecular function: tau-protein kinase activity; ATP binding; protein serine/threonine kinase activity. The record is from RefSeq and is a predicted model, not a curated record. Gene Ontology annotation, cellular component: cytoplasm. NCBI's taxonomy places the organism in Eukaryota, Metazoa, Chordata, Mammalia, Rodentia, Cricetidae. Gene Ontology annotation, biological process: intracellular signal transduction; microtubule cytoskeleton organization; protein phosphorylation.